AUGGCGCCCAAGAACAAGGCGGCGAAGAUGUCCCUGCAAGACUUCCUAGGCGACCAGGCUCUGGGCUCAUGGGCUGACGAGAUGGAGGACAUGCCAAUGCCCCGCGCAGGUGGUGGCGGCGGCGCCAGCUACGGCGGCGGCAGCGAUAGGCCCACCUUUGGCUCUGGCGGCGGAUUCGGCGCUGGCCGCGUUGAAAGCUUUGCCGACCGCGGCUUUGCUACCCGCGAGGAGCUCCCCCUCCCCUCGAAGCCCCCUUACACUGCCCAUCUGGGCAACCUCUCCUUUGAUGCCACCGAGGGCGAUGUCAACGACUUUUUCAGCGGAUGCGAGGUCACCAACGUGCGCAUCGUCGAGGACAAGCUCGACCGCAAGCCCAAGGGCUUCGGCUACGUCGAGUUCGGCUCGCUCGAUGGCCUGAAGAAGGCGCUCGACCUGUCCGGCUCGCAGUUCCAGGGCCGAAAUGUCCGCGUCAGCGUUGCUGAGCCCCCCAAGGACCGCCCCGAAGCCAGGGACAUCUCCGACUGGUCUCGCAAGGGCCCCCUCCCCGACCUUCCGGGACAGCGCCGCGGCCCCGACCGCGGUUACAGCAGCCGUGGCUUCGACGCUGCAUCCGAUGCUGGCAGCGACCGCGGCGAGCGCAGGCGCCCGGCAUUCGAGAGCGACGGCAAGCAGCGUGACUUUGGUAACUGGGAGCGCAAGGGCCCCCUCUCCCCCUCGACCGAGGCACCGAGAGAAGGCGGCAGGCGCUUCGAUGGUCCCCGUGAGCCCCGUCCCGAGCGCGAGGGUGGCUUCCGUGAAAGGCAGUCGCCUGCGUGGGGCGAGGGCCGUCCCGAGGGCGAGCGUGGUCCCCCACGUCGCGAGUUCCAGCCCAGCGAAGGCAGGCCGCAGUUCGAGAGACAGCCUACUGCUGCAGACCAGGACAACCAAUGGAGAUCCAAGAUGCGCGCCGAUGCCGCAUCCCCGACUGGCACCCCAGACGCCAGCACCCCCUCGUCUCCCGCCCCUCUUGCCAGCCGCCCCAAGCUGAAUCUCGCAAAGCGGACCGUUUCCGAGGCCCCGGCUGCUCAGCCAGCAACUCCCUCCGACAAGCCGAACCCCUUCGGUGCCGCCCGUCCCAUCGACACAGCUGCCCGUGAGAGGGCGGUGGAGGAGAAGCAGAAGCAGGCCGCACAGCAGAAGAAGGAGGCAGACGACAAGGCCCGCGAGGAGAAGAAGGCCAAGGAGGCCGCCGCUAAAGAAGCUGCAUCCGCAAAAUCGACCGAGGAACCCAAGGAGGGUGGCGAGGUCCCCAAGGCUGUCGAGAAUCCCGAGGCUGAGGCUGAGGACGAGACUGCCAACGGCGAGAUUGUCGACGAUAAGGAGGUCAAGCCUCAGGAGGUUGUCCAGGCCCCCAAGGACGGAGGAUCCUGGAGACGCAAGUCCAGCACACCUGCUGCCCCCGCUGGUACCACAACCGAGACUUUGGAAGACGAUGGCUGGAGCACUGUCACCAAGGCGCCCAAGAACGCCCGCACCAACCGUCGUGGAGGCGCUCCUACCCGCGCCAUUGCCUCGUAA
Messenger RNA from Ascochyta rabiei, 1557 nucleotides. Its product is annotated as Eukaryotic translation initiation factor 4B. The record is from RefSeq and is a predicted model, not a curated record. The transcript is spliced from 7 exons. The coding region runs from base 1 to 1557 and encodes 518 amino acids. Lineage: Eukaryota; Fungi; Ascomycota; Dothideomycetes; Pleosporales; Didymellaceae. Gene Ontology annotation, molecular function: RNA binding.